AAAUGGGGUAUAGUGGGGGAUGGGCGAAGACACUGUUGUUAUGACUGGUGCUUGGCUGCGGGACAAACUUCCCGAGGCCUCGGCAUUUUUUUUCUAAUCCAUUUCAUUGGUCGGUUUCAACGAGGAAAUGUGGCUCCAUUUUGCUUGUGAACCUGUCAAACGGACCAGGAGCUAAUAUUAAUCAACGCUUGAGGGCGGCUUUCACCUUUUGCAAAACACGAGGUGUUUGGUGCUUUUGAAAAAUAGGGGCGGAGAGUUCUUGCUAAGGACAACGGAGCUAUGAUGUGCAUCUGAGGACAUCUUGAUCACAUGGGCUGCUAUCCUGUGCUGACCCAAUGGUUUAAUCACCAGGACUAAACAUGAGCAUAAGCAGUGAUGAAGUCAAUUUUCUGGUUUACAGAUACCUGCAAGAGUCGGGCUUCUCUCACUCAGCAUUCACCUUUGGCAUAGAGAGCCACAUCAGCCAGUCCAACAUCAAUGGAGCCCUGGUGCCCCCUGCUGCCCUCAUCUCCAUCAUCCAGAAGGGCCUGCAGUAUGUGGAGGCUGAAGUCAGCAUCAAUGAGGACGGGACAUUAUUUGAUGGGCGGCCCAUUGAGUCGCUAUCUCUGAUUGAUGCUGUGAUGCCAGAUGUAGUCCAAACCAGGCAGCAGGCCUACAGGGACAAGCUGGCCCAGCAACAGGCGGCAGGCAGUGGCAGCGGCACAGGGCCCCAGGGAAGCACCAAGAAUGGAGAGGGCGCUGCCAACGGGGAGGAAAACGGAUCCCAUGCCUUAGCCAAUCACCACUCAGAGAUGAUGGAGGUGGACAGGGACGUGGAAAUCCCUCAGAGUAAAGCCAUGGUCCUGAGGGGCCACGAAUCCGAAGUUUUUAUCUGUGCCUGGAACCCAGUAAACGACCUCCUCGCCUCCGGGUCUGGGGACUCGACAGCACGGAUCUGGAACCUGAGUGAGAACAGCACCGGCGGGUCCACCCAGCUGGUUCUGAGGCACUGCAUACGGGAAGGGGGCCAGGACGUACCCAGCAACAAAGACGUCACCUCACUAGACUGGAAUAGCGAAGGAACAUUGCUAGCAACAGGCUCAUAUGAUGGCUUUGCUAGAAUAUGGACAAAAGACGGUAACCUGGCCAGUACUUUGGGUCAGCAUAAAGGCCCUAUAUUUGCACUUAAGUGGAAUAAGAAAGGAAACUUCAUCCUUAGUGCUGGUGUAGACAAGACCACAAUUAUUUGGGACGCCCAUACGGGAGAGGCGAAACAACAAUUUCCUUUCCACUCGGCACCUGCUCUGGACGUAGACUGGCAGAGCAACAAUACGUUUGCCUCCUGCAGUACAGACAUGUGCAUUCAUGUGUGUAAGCUGGGUCAGGACAGACCUGUCAAGACCUUCCAGGGACACACGAAUGAGGUGAAUGCCAUCAAGUGGGAUCCCACUGGCAGCUUGCUGGCCUCCUGCUCAGAUGAUAUGACACUGAAGAUUUGGAGUAUGAAGCAGGACUUGUGUGUCCAUGACCUCCAGGCCCACAGUAAAGAAAUCUACACCAUCAAGUGGAGCCCCACAGGCCCCGGGACCAACAACCCUAGCGCCAACCUCAUGCUGGCCAGCGCAUCAUUUGACUCCACGGUGCGUCUGUGGGACGUGGAGCGCGGGGUGUGUAUCCACACACUGACCCGCCACCAGGAGCCCGUCUACAGCGUGGCCUUCAGCCCCGACGGCAGGCACCUCGCCAGCGGCUCCUUCGACAAGUGUGUCCACAUAUGGAACACUCAGACGGGUGCUUUAGUCCACAGCUACCGGGGGACAGGAGGGAUCUUCGAGGUGUGCUGGAACGCCACAGGGGACAAAGUAGGAGCUAGCGCGUCAGAUGGAUCGGUUUGCGUAUUAGACCUGAGGAAAUGACACUCAUCUUGGGGAGCCAUGGACCGACUACGAAUGUGUACAUAGCCAAAAUGACUGACUGUCCCUGCCUGUCCGCCACACUGCUGUAGUCACAUCAGAUGCCAUGGCCUGCAAUUACAGCCAAAUGGAGCGUUUUCUCCCUUCGUCAUAUGUAUGUACCCAAAAGGACUACACAUUCGCCACAUACAGUUCUUAUGCACAUGCGUCAGAUAUACAUCAGGUCUGUAUGGACACCUGUGCUGCUCUCACAGACCUGCAGGAGGAAACCUUUCUCUGUUGUCACACAGUACAAACUUGUUGGACCCAUCACAUGCAAACCAAAACACCAGGAUUCUUCUCGCUUUCCACUUUUUAUCCUUUUUACCAGAAUUCUGAAGAUUUUUUGUUCUCUUGUUGGUGUGUGCAUAUUGCAUAAAUCAGCAUUUGGUGUCCUGUGGACAUUGUUAUUUUAAAUUUGGAUUUUACUGAUAUCUGCAAGUUUUAUACUACAUGUGGGGUGGGAGAGAAGAGUGGCGGGGGGUUGAGUUAUUUGUCUUUUACAAUGGGUGUAAAAAAGCUGUUCAUUGGGAGAUCCAUUUAUCCACUUCUUGGCAGUCUUUAAAGGGAUAUUUCACUGUUGAAAGAUGAAUAUAUCUUUAAAUUGGGUCACUUAUGUAGUAGAAAUGACAUUUCUUUUUAGAAAUUGGUGCUUUCUAGGCCGGGAAAAGCCAGAAAAUGUGUUUUUGGCUCAUGUGGAUGAAAUUGCACUUGCUUUGUUGCUCUACAAGUCCACUCCCAAUACACUCCUACCGUUUACAGACAUAGACAGACAGUGAGGCAUUCAACUCAACUCAAGUGUUUUAUUGUCAUUUCAACCAUAUACAUAAAACAAAGUUUUUAAGAUCUGACAGGUGGCCGUUUAACGUUAGCUUUCCACCUAGCUGGAACUCCUGCCCUCGUUCGGCGUUUCCGCUUUCACACAAUGGCUAGAGGCAUCGGGCGACACCAUUGGCUGAGGUGUUGGUCUCCGUAGCAGGCAAAGCUCGCGUAGUGUGUUGAGUAUUCGGUCUGUAAUGAAGUUUCCUGCAUAUUCUUCGAUCUGUACCUGUAUGUAUCUUGGUGGUACACAUGUACAGUAGUUUGAAUGCACAUAAUUGUUGUAAAAGUUUGCUGCUGAAAAGAGAGAGCUGUAGCUAAGUUCACUUAGCUCACUUUGGGUAAAGAGUCCAACCCCCUAUGGUCAGGUUUAAAACAUGCGGAACUAGCUAGCUUGUAGUCCACUGCUUCUGGGCAGAAAAGGCCUCAGAUGAUACAGAGAAAUCUAGGGGACAUGAGGGAGGGAAAGCACAGUCAUUCGAAAAUACUACCGGGUUUCUACUGAUACAAAGCUUAAUGCUAAUCGGUGAAGUAUCCCUUUAAGGUUAAAAAUGCAGAAGUAUAGCUUAGAAAAUUAAAAUGUUUUUUUAAUUGUGUUGCAUCUAUUUUUAUUAUCCAAUAGGUUUGGUCCAUUUUUGCCAUUUUGUU
Molecule: messenger RNA, 3398 nt
Organism: Etheostoma spectabile (orangethroat darter)
Lineage: Eukaryota; Metazoa; Chordata; Actinopteri; Perciformes; Percidae
Gene: tbl1xr1b
Product: TBL1X/Y related 1b
Exons: 16
Coding region: 360-1895 (511 amino acids)
Biological process (GO): regulation of transcription by RNA polymerase II
Cellular component (GO): histone deacetylase complex
Molecular function (GO): protein binding; transcription corepressor activity
Source: RefSeq, a predicted model, not a curated record